Didymosphaeria variabile is the source of this 2133-nucleotide messenger RNA. RefSeq lists its product as uncharacterized. The transcript is spliced from 4 exons. NCBI's taxonomy places the organism in Eukaryota, Fungi, Ascomycota, Dothideomycetes, Pleosporales, Didymosphaeriaceae. The record is from RefSeq and is a predicted model, not a curated record. Bases 1 to 2133 code for a protein of 710 amino acids.
AUGGCGCGCCGCUCAGCCAGGCUCCAGAAGCAUUCGCCGGCGCCCACGCAGUCGCGCUCCAGCGAUUCCCGCGACAGCUGGGAGACUGCUCCGUCUCGCUCCAACUCGCCAGCUCAGCAAGAGCUUCCCGCCGUUGCAGAGGACGAAGAGCUCGCGAUGAAGACGCCACAGAAGCCCGCGACCAACGGUACGAAGGCCUCGAAGGCGUCGCAGCUUCCAGAGCCGACCGCAACACCCAGCCGCACCCCCAACAAUCGCACUCCGAUCAAGCCAACCGGCAUCGAGAUGCAUCCGGCUCACCAUCACGCCAGCACUGCCAAGUACUUGGACGAGGCGCGCUGGCUCGGAUUCCAGGCUUUGGGCGCGCACACAGCUCCGCCGAAGCCCAUGGGUUUGAGCGCUGGACAAGACACACCGACGAAGGCGACUCCAGGCAAGGUGCCGGAAGGGGAUGUUGUGUCGCCGGACACUCGCUUUCGCUUCCGGUUCAAAUCACCUCUUAGUGCUCUUAGCCCGUCUUCGAAGAGGAUCUUGAAGGACGGCACACAAGAGGCAGCGGGUCGGGGCCUGUUCAAGGCGAACGAGUUUACCGCUCCCGUUGAUAUGACACCCAAACGCAAGACUGCCGUCCCCAAGGGCAAGAUGGCGCGCUUCAGCGACGCUCACAUGAAAGAAUUCAAGAAGAUGGACUCGAUCGCCAACCAUCCCUCUGCAUUCCGUGCCCUUCAGAAGUCGUCCUCCAAGGUCGACCUCAGCAAGGCGGAAUCGAGCACGAAGACCCCGAACACGCUGAAGCGGACGCAGUCUAAGAUGGAUUUGCUAGAGUCCAUGCCAAAGGCUCCUACUUCCGCAUUGAAGCGCACCCAGUCGAAGAUGGACGUAGCAGAGACCACAACAAAGAUUGCUCCCACGCCGCUCAAGCGGACCCAGUCUAAGAUGGACAUGGCGGGCAGCAGCCUUCCGCGGUCGCAAACGACUGUCCGAGCUCUUCCUCCGUCGCGAGAUGGUCCCCGUCCGACCCAGGAGGACAACCCGUUCGCGAAGCGUGUCAAGCGUACCGAGACAGACGACGCUGCUACUGCGCGCCCGACAUCCCGCGACGGCCCUGCGCCUGAUAAGUCCGCUGCUGUUACCUCGACACCGGCUCGGAAGAACACGGGCUUGCCGCGACUGGCGUCUAGGCUGAUGACACCGACGAAAUCGUCCAUCGCGAGAACUCAGAGUGUCAAGACACUCAAGUCUCAAUCGAUGAUUCCUGGUCCGUCUCUACUGCAUUCGCCGUCGACGAGGAACCUCCUCUCGCCCACCAACAAUGGCUCACCCUCACCCACGAAGAACAUGUUCUUGCCGACCAACAUUAGCAACGCCUUUAAGGAGGGCGUUCGUGACGGUAUCCGCAAGACAAGCAGCUCACUCCAGCGCGUUCGAUCCAUCCUCCGCACACCGGGCCGCAAGUUCUCCGAAGAUCCUACAAAGAUCGCUGCCGGCACCCAUAUGUCUCCCCCAUCCGGAUGGAACACCAGCAACGUGCUUCCUGCGAUGCCCAAAACAGCGCCGGUGAAGAAGCACGUCAACUUCACCAAUAGCACGCUGGAGCGAGCGGGAGUUGAUGAGCUUGGCAAGUCUCCUUCGCCGAUGAAGCUGCGUGCUGGGUCCGAGGUCCCCUCUGGAGCAGUCAUCUAUCCCAGCUUGGGCAGCUCGGUGGAGUACCCCACCAUUCCUGAAGGUGCAGAGUCGGCUUCCGCUUCGCCAUCGCGAUGUCUCACUUUCGGCGGUGCUACCGAGAGCACGCCAGCCGCAUCAGCCGCAUUCUCGUUCAAAUCUGACAAGCCCAUCAACUUUGGUCCUCCUUCGACAGGUACUAUCCGCAUGGUUCGAAAGAGUGAUGCCUCGUCGAUCGUGGAGGGCAAGAAGCGCAAGCUCGAGACGGUCUCUGAGGGCUCGGACAAGGAGAACAGCGAGCAAUCCCCUGAUACUGGGCGCUCCGCAAAGAAGAUCAAGACUGCUCCGGUAGCAGUCCCGCAGACGCCCUCGAAAUCUGCAUCGAAGCUGCCCCGCCGCACGCCGCAGGGAAACUCAAUCAGCAAGUCCAGGCUUGCCUUCUUGGCCACGCCAAAGCGCGGCAAGGCUUAA